ACAGAACCAAAAUCUGAUUCUUGAUUUUCUCACUCCACGAUUUCCCAGAACACAAAAGGACUUUUAAUUAGACGAAGCUGAAGAAGAACAAGAGGAAGCUGGUAGAAACUUUGACCUGAACAAAUCGGAAGAACUACUAUUAGACCUUUUUGAAUUUGGGGAACGAAAUGGUUGAAGAGAUUGGACGGUGUUGAGAAAACCCUAGGGGUUAUGGAGAGGUCUAGAUCCAAGAGAUCGUACUACUAUGACCAGCACCAGGACUACGACGCCGAGCCGGUACAACAACGGCAACGGCCUCGGUACAACAACCACCACUACGCCAACGGAAACAACGGCGGCGGAGGCGGUAGAAAUCACCGGCAUAACAGCGGCGGCGGCGGAGGUAGGGCGGCGGCGGUGAAGACGGGGCAGCAGGAGGCGGCGUCGGCGGCGGUGACGACGUCGUAUCGGAUACUGUGCCACGAUAUGAAGGCGGGAGGGGUGAUAGGGAAGUCCGGGAGCAUAAUCAAGUCGAUCCGGCAGCACACCGGCGCGUGGAUCAACGUGCACGAGCUGGUCCCCGGCGACGAGGAGCGGAUCAUCGAGAUUUCCGACACGCGGCGGCGGGACCCGGAGGGGAGAAUGCCGGCGUUCUCGCCGGCGCAGGAGGCGCUGUUUCUGGUCCACGAGCGGAUUCUGGAGAGCGAGGUCGGCGGCGGCGGGGCGGAGGAGGAGGACGAGUACGGCGGAGGCGGAGGAGGAAACAGAGGGACACGUGUCGCGACGAGGCUUGUGGUGUCGAGGAUGCAUGUGGGGAGUUUGCUGGGGAAAGGAGGGAAGAUAAUAGAGCAAAUGAGGAUGGAGACUAAGACGCAGAUUAGGGUUUUGCCGAGAGAUCAUAACCUGCCGCGAUGUGUUUCAAUGUCUGAGGAGAUUGUUCAGGUAGUAGGCGACCCGAAUAAUGUAAAGUCUGCUGUGGAAAUUAUUUCAUCUCGCUUGAGGGAGAGCCAGCACCGUGACCGCAAUAAUUUCCAUGGACGAGCUCAUUCACCAGAACGGUUCUUUCCUCCUGAGGAUGAUUAUAUUCCUCACAUGAACAAUGCAGGACGUAAGUCGUCCAUGGAUGGGUCUGGUUACGGAUCAAGAUUAUCCGGCCACAAUACGAGGAACAACAACUAUGGCUCACGUUCAUCUGGUUAUAUGAUAGAACCAGGGUCUGUUCCAAUGGAUGAUAGUGUGCAGCCCUUUUAUGGAGAAGACCUUGUGUUUCGAAUGCUUUGCCCGGUUGAUAAAGUUGAUCUUGUCCUCGGAGAAUCUGAUGGAAUUAUAGAAUUGCUUCAAAAUGAAAUUGGUGUGGAUGUCAGGGCUACUGACCCUGUGGCCGGAGCAGAUGAACAGAUAAUCAUAAUUUCUUCUGAGGAGGGUCCUGAUGAUGAGCUGUUUCCGGCUCAGGAAGCUUUAUUGCAUAUCCAAACUCGUAUUGUUGAUCUGAUACCAGACAGAGAUAACAUUAUAACUACAAGGUUACUUGUUUCAUCAAGUGAUAUUGGAUGCUUGGAGGGAAGAGACGGGUCUUUAUCAGACAUGAGGCGACUUACUGGUGCAAAUAUACAAAUUCUGCCUAGAGAAGAACUUCCUCCGUGUGUAUCAGGGAAUGAUAUGCUUUUACAGAUAGUAGGGGAAAUAAAAGCAGCUCGAGAUGCUCUUGUUGAGGUGACAUCACGACUAAGGAGUCACUUAUACAGGGAGUUGUUUCAAAAGGAUACCAUGCCGCUUUCUGUGCCUGGCCCUGCAAGUAGUGCUCUUGAUUACAUAAAUCCUGUUCGUGAAGCUCGUACUGGAAAUGGCCCUUCUAUAGCUACCUAUCAGAAUGUGCAAACUACUCAGCCAUCUAAGGACUCUGGAGUGGUUGUCAGUGAAGCAGUAAAGCAGAAUGAAAAUGAAAGGCGUGAAGAUGUUCUGACUGGGCUGAAUAGUAGAAUACCCGUGACACUUGUCACUCGGAGUAUACUUGAAGUUGUCAUACCCGAGAAGGCUGUUUCAAAGCUCAUAACAAAAUCGAAAAACAUGCUUGCUCAGAUCAGUGAGUUAUCAGGAGCCAGGGUAACCCUGGUAGAGGAUAGUCCAGAGGUAGCCCAAAAGAUAAUUCAAAUUUCAGGCACUCCGGAGCAGACUGAGAGGGCUCAGAGCUUGCUCCAGGGUUUUAUCUUAAGCACACAAGAAGACGACCCUUGAAUGCACAGAAGCAACAUGGUUACCAAAUUUUGAGCUCAGCCUACUGGGGUAUUGCUGCUGUCAAGAUCGUUCCCGUAUUAUCCUACGCAAGGCAAGGAACUUUUUCGCUCCAGUUUAGGCACACAUAGAGCCUCUGUGAUAGAGGCUUCUGUGUUACUGUACCACUGUAAAUGUAAUAUCUGAACACGUUUUAGCUUUAGUCCCCCUGCCAUGUUUCAGUUUUCAUGUAUGAACUGGGCAGUAGAAACACAACCCAGUAACUGUUCUCUUUUAUGUUGUAUCGGCGACCAAUUCUCCACAUUCUGUUUGUUCUGCAAGAUGAAGCUAUUGAUAUGCAAGAGCAUAUCCAAUUUUAACAUACAUGACAACAUUCAGGUAGUCUUGGUAUAUGUAUAAUGUAACAUUGAAUGCUCAUGAUCAACCGUCCUUUUGUUUGUUACAUUCAGCUGAGCA
This is a messenger RNA of Fragaria vesca subsp. vesca, 2667 nucleotides long. RefSeq names its product KH domain-containing protein At4g18375-like. Gene Ontology annotation, biological process: regulation of gene expression. Bases 211 to 2214 code for a protein of 667 amino acids. The transcript is spliced from 8 exons. NCBI's taxonomy places the organism in Eukaryota, Viridiplantae, Streptophyta, Magnoliopsida, Rosales, Rosaceae. Gene Ontology annotation, molecular function: mRNA binding. The record is from RefSeq and is a predicted model, not a curated record. Gene Ontology annotation, cellular component: cytoplasm; nucleus.